Molecule: messenger RNA, 5203 nt
Organism: Haliotis rufescens (red abalone)
Lineage: Eukaryota; Metazoa; Mollusca; Gastropoda; Lepetellida; Haliotidae
Product: NACHT domain- and WD repeat-containing protein 1-like
Exons: 13
Coding region: 138-4331 (1397 amino acids)
Molecular function (GO): protein binding
Source: RefSeq, a predicted model, not a curated record
GACACUAAAGGCGAUUAGACGGACACGCAUAGUGUGUUCAAAAGAUGGCAUCAGCAUAUAUACACAUGUAAUGUGUUGAGGGAAUGAGCCGCCAACAGUGGUCAGAACUUUUGAAAUAGUAGUUAAAAGAGAUUACGAUGUCACAAUCAAGGGGCACGAGUUCCAAGAAUAAAUCUUCUGCACCUCCAUCAAAGAGGGUAUCCUCGUUUCAGAUCACAAACAACACACCUGGACAGCUGCCAGUCCUUGGUAAAAGUACUGGAAAAAAUGGCCCAAGGAGUUCCAAAGGAAGCUCAGCCGCUAAGCAGGUGAAGGAAGAGGUCAGGACGAAGCCAGCUGGGCCAAAUGACAAGCAGCCCAAGCCCCAGUAUGAUGAGGCCAUGGAGAAGAAGUUUGAUGCGAUGCUAGAGGGGGACAUGUCAGACCUCCUGCCCCUCCCUCGCUCCAUCGUCCGCAUCUUCAUCAGCUCCACAUUCUCAGACAUGCGAGCUGAACGUAAUGCACUGUCACGUGACGUCUCACCCAUACUACGGUCAUUCUGCUCAAGCCUUGACCUUGACCUUCAGUUGGUUGACCUUCGGUGGGGCCUGACAGAGGAUACACAGAACGACCACUCGGCUGAACGCCUGUGCCUACAGGAAGUGAAGAACUGUCAGAAUGUGUCGCUAGGACCAAACUUCAUUAGUAUACUGAGUGAGAGGUAUGGUUUUCGGCCUCUACCUACGGAGGUACUGUGUCCAGAGUUUGAGAUGCUGCGAUCAAUAGCAUCACGUCAGGGACUGGAUGUUGCCCUGUUAGACGCCUGGUACAAGAGGGAUGACAAUGCUAUUCCACCUGAGUUUGUGUUACAGCCAAUCAGGUCCCAGUUCCCACAUUUUGGAGACUACAGCCAAGGAAGUGAGGAUCUACGACAACGUGCCAUGGAAUCGUGGCAAACUGCUUUCACAUCGAUGUUGUCCAUUGUCCGUGAAGCAGCCAGACUACUGCAUGAAGAGGGGAAGCUGUCUGAGGAACAGAGGCACAUGUACUUUAAGUCAGUAACUGAAUUCGAAACUGCUAAAGGAAUAUUUGAGGCUCCCAAGCCAAGCUCCCAUUGUCUUCUGUAUCGGCGGAAACUGACCGGGCUAACUGAUGAACAUUUGGAGGACAAGGAUGCUCACAGAUACAUCAGUAUCACUGAUUCCCAGGGAAAGAAAACAGUUGACAAGAAUAUAGCUGCUUUACAGAAGGCCUCCAUAUCAAAGAUUGUGAACAUUCUGGGACCACAGAACUGCAAAACAUUCAAUGUUCCCUGGAAAAGCGGAGGUGUAGACCCUGUAGGCAAUCCUGAACACAGGUCUUACAUCAAGGAUUUCAGCCUCAAACUUACGCAGGAUGUGACAAAUAUGAUCAUGCUUGCCAAGAAAGAGCGAUCGUCACACAUCCGACAGAGGGAGUACUACUGUGGCUUGGAUGAAACUCUUCACCAUCUUCAUUUCUGUAAGUCCAAGUGUGAGACCUUCUGUGGGCAGGAGGACAUCCUCCAGAAGGUUAAAGAUCACAUUUUGUCAGGUCAAUCUCGACAGCCUCUAACCAUUUGGGCAGAGUCUGGUGCUGGCAAAACAUCAGUCAUGGCAAUGGUUAUGAAAAAGCUGAAAUCUUGGAUCAAAGGAGAGUAUAUUGGAAUGAUUCGGUUCCUGGGAACAUCACCUUCUACACUCAACAUCUAUGAUGUGCUAUUUGAUGUUUGUGGGCAGAUUGCAGACUGUACAAAUACAAUCAUGGAGCCGUUGUGCUACAAAACAAUGGCCAGUCUUAUUGAAUAUAUUCCAAGGUUUCUCCGUAGCAUAUCUUCCACAUUCAAAGAUCCAAUCAUCAUACUCCUUGAUUCUAUUGACCAGCUAUCGAGUGAGAAUGAUGCCUACAGCAUGUCAUGGCUUCCGACCACCUUGCCCUCAAAUGUUCAUCUCAUCCUCUCAACCCUACCAACAGAACAUAGCAUCUUGCCCAACAUCAAGAAGAGACUGCCAGAAUCGGCCAUUUACAUGGCAGUUCCAAUACUUCCAGAAUCCACUGGCAAGAAGAUCAUUGACAAGAAUCUGAAACUAAGGCACCGCAGAAUAACUGAUGACCAAGUUCAGUUCAUCAUUGAGACCUUCUCCUAUGCUCCUAGCCCUCUGUACCUGAAGCUUCUCCUUGAUGAAGCCGUGAAAUGGUCCUCCUUCACCCCUGUCAGUGACUUGAAACUUGCAGGAUCAAUCAGGGCUGCCAUAAAUGUUCUAUUUGACAGACUUGAACAAAAGUUUGGGGAGAUUUUGAUACGCAAUGCUCUUGGUUACAUUACAGUUGGACUCAAUGGAUUAUCCGAGAUAGAGCUUGAAGAUGCUUUGUCUUGUGACAAUGAAGUUCUAGACGAAGUGUACAGGUUUCAUGACCCUCCAGUUCCUGGUAUGGUGAGGAUUCCUCCAGUCCUCUGGGCAAGGAUCCGCUAUGACAUCAAGGAGUACCUUGUGGAGAGGAUGUCUCAGAACAAGAUAACAAUGUACUGGUAUCACAGGCAGUUCAUCAUGUCAGCUUUGGUUCGAUAUGUUCCAGACAAGUUCCUUGAGAAGCUCCACUUGACAUUGCUUCAGAUAUACCUGGCAGAAACAGGAGUCAAGAAGAACAUUUACUUGUCACAAAGAAAGAAAGACUUCAAGGAUGCAGAUAGACAAGUCACUCCACAGCCAACCAGUGUCACAAAUCUCCGGAAGUUGAAAUGUGUAACACAUCAUCUGAACAAUGCAGCAAGAGCAGUUGAUGAAGAAACAUUCAAAGGCUUAGUAUAUUGCAAUAUCCACUUCCUCAGCACCAAGAUCACUGCCUGCUCUACUGGAGAGGUUGUCAAGGAUAUGAACACUUUCCUUAAAAUAAGAAAUGACAAAGAAGUUGAAACUCUAAAGACAUUUCUUGAAUCAAGCAAGAACAAACUGAAAAACCCAUUGGUACUUGCAAGAAGUAUUUUGGUGUACCUGAGACCUGAGAAGGAUUCCAUCUACCUGAAAAAGCUUGUGAAGGAUGCUAACAAUCUCCUAGAAUCAAGUAAGAAGACUCUCCUGAUUCCCACAUUUCCUUGUCUGGCCAGCAGGACACCAGGUGUUGUGACCAACACACUCCUGGAUGACCACCAGUACAGGUGCUUUGCUGUCGGCAGUGAAAGUAAUCAGAUCUUCACAGCAGGAGGGAAUGGCAAAGUUGAAGUAUGGUCAGUGAAAUCAGGACAUUUGGUCAAGUCAUAUGAUGUGGGUUUCGCUGCAGAUGAGCUUCAUCUUGCUGGCAGUGGUAUUGCCUUGUUGUACAACAAGGACAUGAAAGCUCUGAAAGCAAUCAGAUCAGAUUCAGGAGAAUCUGUUUUGGAGGAUAUCAUUCCGAAAAAUGUUCUUUCAUUGACUCUCUGUAGUGACAAGCUGACACUGUAUGUUUUGGCUCAAGACAAAAAGGUUUCUUUGCAUCAGUUGGAUCUGAAGCAGGGCUUUGCUAAACAGACAAUCCUUCAAAAGAUGUUUGACUUCAUCAGUUUGGAGACAGUCCUGAGUGCCUCAGAACGGUAUCUAAUUAUCAUGGCUGAGUGUACACCAGAAGACUACCAAUCAAUCAAAGAAUCCUGGAAGAAGUCAGGUGCGUUUGCUUCACAACCUCAUCCAUACCGCUUUGCAGCAGUGGACUUAAGCCAAGGAACUGGCAACCUGCAACAUUGCCUGAGGAAUCUGUCGAAGAUCCCCACCCUUGGAGAGACAAUUUCAGCUUACAGGGGCAACACAAUGCUGAUCGCAGCACGUCGUCAUGGAAUAUUUUGGGACAUUCCAACAGGAAAAUGUGAUCAGCAGAUGUCUAAAGGGAAGAAGUUGGUCAUGGUGUACAGACCCGAUUGGACUGGUGACAGCCAGUGCAAAGGAGCUAACACCUGCUUUGUGCAUCCUCCAAAACAACAGUUUCUGGCUGUGGGGUCUGAAGAUGGCUACCUCAUCAUCUACGGCUUUGAGUCUGGACUUCCUGUUGGGAUGAAAGCCCCACCAACAAAGCAUAACAAAGAGGUUGUCAGUGCAGCAGUGAGCCCUAAUGCCAAGGUAGUGGCAUCGGUCUGCCAAGAGGGAGUGGUCAAGCUGUGGAAUCCCGGCACCGGCCUGGAGGUGGUUAGUCUGCAAAUUGGCGGAGAGGUCAGACAGCUGACCUUCACACCAGAUUCCAAAUACCUCCUCGCUCUCCUCAUUGGGGAAUCUUCAAGGAUGCUUGUCUUUCAAGGGCUGUGGAAUCUCAUUAUCAAGACUGUUUAUUCUCUGGUGUUGAUGUUGCUGGGUUAUUUUGACUGUUGAGCAGCUCAGUCAAGUUGUGUGCAACAGACUGACAAUCACUUCACAACACAUUAUGACAGUUGGCAAUAUGAAAAUGCCGUCCAUUACAUCAUUCAGUGAUUUCAGUUUGUUUGCUGAGGGUUGGUCAUCAGAUGCCAUGGAUAAACAGAAAUUACCACCAUCCAGCGCCAGACGCAAAUCAGACAUUUAUGACCUUUGCUCAAGGAGACGAAUUCUGUGCAACAGACUGAAGAAUUUGCAGAGGAGAAGACUUGCCUCAAAGCAUAAAGAUAACGCCUUGAAAAGGCAACAGUAUCAACUGCAACAAAAGUUGUUGAAGAUAAUGUCUGAAGACACAGAAAACGAAGAGACAACAGCUGUGCAGCCACUGGCUCUUAAUCCUGAUUUCUCUCUUGCUGCAGACCUAGGGGGAAGGCACUGGUGCCCUACACCUGCCACAGGUUCGUCUUCAAUUUGGGCAGAAUGGCUGGAUGAUGGCUAUAUGUUAGCACCUGGUCGUGACGAUAAUCAGGAGGACGCCCCUUGCCCAUUUGAGGAGAAAGUGCCAAAUAUACGUCCCCCUGUAGAGAGCUGCUUCAAAUCCCAUGGACGAAAUACCAACGUAGUUACUGUGCUAUCCACUGAAACCUCUACUGACGACCUCACGUUACUUCAAAUGGAAGAUACAUCUCCACAUAAGGUUCAAAGUCGACGAAAAUCAUUGUCCAAUGACAUCAAGUGUUUCAUAAGAAACAGAGUAAGAUGUUGUUGCCGUUGUUGAUAUAUAACCGUUACAUGUACAUUGUUUUGUGAACUUGAUUGUUAUACUUGUUGUUUUCUGAACAAUCUAAUUAUUUGUCUUGUUUGUACCAAGAAUAAAUGCACUGGAAAUU